This is a messenger RNA of Penicillium argentinense, 843 nucleotides long. RefSeq names its product putative nicotinamide N-methyltransferase Nnt1 (gene efm7). The transcript has a single exon. NCBI's taxonomy places the organism in Eukaryota, Fungi, Ascomycota, Eurotiomycetes, Eurotiales, Aspergillaceae. Gene Ontology annotation, molecular function: protein-lysine N-methyltransferase activity. The record is from RefSeq and is a predicted model, not a curated record. Bases 1 to 843 code for a protein of 280 amino acids. Gene Ontology annotation, biological process: peptidyl-lysine dimethylation.
AUGGACGAGGCCAAUUUCGAGACUGGAGAUAUGUUCCAGGAACCUGAGGGGUUCUACCCCGACGAACCAGAGCCCACGUUCGCUGAGCACACUAUGCUGUCGGGCCAGACGGUGCGCGUGCGACUCGUCGGCAGCCACCCGCUCUACGUACGUCCAAAGAAUCCUCAAUUGCUCGAUCGCUUCGCUGACUGUCGUGGAUGCAAACAGGGCAAUUUGCUUUGGAACGCCGGUCGAACCAGUGCACACUAUAUUGAAGAACGAACCGAAGAGCUUAUCCGGGGCAAGGAGGUUCUCGAGAUCGGCGCAGCGGCGGGCGUCCCCAGCAUUGUGAGCGCUAUCCAGGGUGCCCGCACUGUCGUCCUGACCGAUUACCCCGACCCCGACCUCGUUCAGAACAUGCAAUACAAUGCAGACCUGGCGGUCGACCAAAUCGUCAAGGGCCCCGACUCCCGCAACCCGCUGCAUGUCGAUGGCUACAAAUGGGGUAACCCCGUGGAACCACUGCUGGCGUACAUUCCUCCCUUGGCGGAUGGGACUGCGCCCACUGGGUUCGAUGUGUUGAUCAUGGCGGAUGUGAUUUACAGCCACCGUGAGCAUGGGAAUCUGGUCAAGACUAUGCAGCAAACCCUCAAGAAAAAUGCGGAGUCGGUUGCAUUGGUGAUCUUCACACCGUACGAGCCUUGGUUGUUGCCCCAGACAGAACGAUUCUUCCCAUUAGCGGAGGCUGGGGGCUUCACUGUGACUAAAAUCUUCGAGAAGCUCAUGGGCGAUGUUCUCUUCGAGAAUGAUCCUGGUGUAGGUAGCCCCGUCUUGUCUACUAAUUUGCCCCGCGAUAAACAUUGA